Anthonomus grandis grandis is the source of this 2122-nucleotide messenger RNA. Its product is annotated as arginyl-tRNA--protein transferase 1. Gene Ontology annotation, cellular component: cytoplasm. The transcript is spliced from 9 exons. Bases 168 to 1847 code for a protein of 559 amino acids. The record is from RefSeq and is a predicted model, not a curated record. Lineage: Eukaryota; Metazoa; Arthropoda; Insecta; Coleoptera; Curculionidae. Gene Ontology annotation, biological process: protein arginylation. Gene Ontology annotation, molecular function: arginyl-tRNA--protein transferase activity.
GUAGAGUGACUGUUUUUGUGUUUUGGUUUGGGAGUGUUUUGAUUCCUAGUAAAACCAAACAAAUUCUGGACAUAAAUAUUUCUUUAAUUUGUUUAUUUUGAUUGUCCCUCAAAUAACUAACAAACGUAUUUAAUAUUUAAUUGUCCCAGUGUUAAUUAUUUAUCAUCAUGGCUGUAGAUCUUAGUAACAAAAGUAUUGUCCAGUGGUUUCCUGACCUGGAACAGCAUAGAUGUGGUUACUGCAAGAGCUCUUCUGGGAACAUUUCCUAUGGAAUGUAUGCUGAACAGUUAACUGUCGACGACUAUAAAGACCUGAUUGACAGAGGUUGGAGAAGAUCAGGAAAGUACUGUUAUAAACCUGUCAUGGAUAAAACUUGUUGCCCUCAAUACACCAUUAGGUGUGAUGCAUUAAAAUUUAGUCUUUCCAAGUCGCAGAAGAAAAUCAUAAAGAAAUUUAAUAAAUUCCUCGUGGAUCGCAAUAUUAACAAAUCUUCUCCCCAGGAGCAGCUGAACAAUGAAGAGAGUUUCAGUGAAUUGCAAGGGUAUAGUAAGCAAUGUACAAUAGAUUUUAAAAAGUCGGUAACUACAACAGAAGCAAGUUCCUCUCAUGCAAAUGAAAAUACUCCAAGUACAUCAAAUCAUGUUCAAAAUUCACAGCCAACCACUUGUAAGGAAAAUAUUAAUAACACACAUUCAUCAGAGGGUUCUGUGAUGUCUAAUACACCAAAUGAAAAAACUUGUGAUAAAAAAGUUAUAAAAGAAGGUCAAGGGGCGGAUCCUAAUAGACCUCCUUGCCAGAAGGCAAAAGUACUGAGGUUAGAGCGUAAAAAAGAAAAGUUGUUAAAAAGAGGCAUGGACGUUGACUCUAUUAAUAAGCCUCAUCCUGAUAAGGCUAAAUCAUUGGAACAGUUUUUAAAGGAAAUACCUUCAGCGGCCAAGCACAAACUUAAGCAAAAACUUAUAUCAACAAGUAUAUGUGGGGAAGACUGGGAAGCAAAUAAACAUAUUGAAUUUGAACUGUAUAAAAAGUAUCAGUUAAUUAUACACAAUGAUCCCCCUGAAAAACUAAGUAUGAAGAGUUUUUCUCGAUUCUUAGUUACCACACCUCUUAAGAUCGUGCUAGCAAGGAUGUCAAUAAAUCAUGAAUCUUUUACUUUAAGUGCUCAGCUAUAUGCCAAUUACCAAAUGCAUAUUCAUAAUGAGAGCAUCGAAGAGUGUGGUAGCACCGAAUUUUACAAUUUCUUAGUCAACACACCUUUAAAGCCAAAGCCUUUUUCGAACGACGCCAAAAGUCCUGGAUAUGGAUCGUUUCAUCAACAGUAUUGGAUUGACGAUAAACUUAUAGCUGUGGGUGUCAUCGACAUCUUACCAGAAUGCGUCAGCUCAGUAUAUUUUUUCUACGAUCCUGAUUAUAGAGAAUUAACUUUAGGUACAUAUGGGUCUUUAAGGGAGGUCCAACUGGUCCAAGAACUGCAAACUGAAAUACCAAACCUAAAAUAUUACUAUAUGGGAUUUUACAUUCAUUCAUGUCCUAAAAUGAGGUACAAAGGUAAACUUAGUCCUUCCGACCUUUUAUGCCCUGAAACCUACCGAUGGUUUCCAAUAAGCAAGUGCCUGCCCAAAUUAGAUAUCGACAAAUAUUGCCGAUUGAAUGAAGACAUCGAUGAAAUCGAUACGAAUUUGUGUAGUUCCAAGGAUGUCGAUAACAUUAAAGUCGUAUGUGAUCAUCGGCUGAUGAGUGUUAAAGAUUAUUUGAGGAUUUAUAAAGCAGAACGCGGUGAUAUAGAAAAUUUGGCGUUGCUGGUUGGGAAAAAGUCAGCGCAGUCGAUUAUAUUUUGGAUGGUGUAGAGGAAAAGGAAGAAAAAUAGGGUUUUCGUUAAUAUGAUAUUUCUUAAACGUUUUAAAAAACGAGAAAACAAAUAUCAAAUUUUGCGAAUAAAAACCAUAGGGAAUGUUUUAAGAGUCAACGUUAUUUAGUAGACAUUUUCUUGCUUAUAUUUAUUUAUUUUCUGCUUGAUUUGCUAUGUAAAUAUAUUUGCCGAUCUACCAGACGGAAAACAAUAUAUUUUGUUAACAUUAACAUUUUUUGUAAAAUUAGUUUGUUAAUAUAUAAAAACAAAAGA